Oryza brachyantha (malo sina) is the source of this 2672-nucleotide messenger RNA. RefSeq names its product golgin-84. Gene Ontology annotation, biological process: Golgi organization; retrograde transport, vesicle recycling within Golgi. The record is from RefSeq and is a predicted model, not a curated record. The transcript is spliced from 21 exons. Gene Ontology annotation, cellular component: Golgi cisterna; Golgi membrane. The coding region runs from base 159 to 2288 and encodes 709 amino acids. Lineage: Eukaryota; Viridiplantae; Streptophyta; Magnoliopsida; Poales; Poaceae.
ACUACGAACCCGUACCGCCAUUAGAACCCUCCCUACUGCUACCUGCCGCGGCCGGAGAUCUCACCAGCCAAUUCAUCCAUCCAGCUCGUCGUCACUCACUCCGGGGUCCGGGCCACACCGCCCUCCUCUCGCCUGGCGGCGAUCCGUCAGCUCCCGCCAUGGCCUCGUGGCUCAAGGUUGCCGAAGACUUGCUUGAAGUUGUCGACCGGAGGGCGAAGAUUGUGGCUACCGAGUUGUCAGAUGAACAGUCUAGCCCUCAGCCUUCAGGGUCAAACAGCCAAGAAGGUCAAGCGAAGAAAGGAAAGCUGCGAGAGAAGGGCCCAUUGAAGCUCACAGCUGGGGAUGCUGGUAGCAGGACACCUGCUCAGAAGGAGAGGAAGAGUAAGCAACCACCACGGGAACGGAUUAAGAUUGAGAAGAUUAGGCCUUCGACACCUGUUGAUUCAUCAAGUGCUGAUGCUAGUGCCAGUAAACAUGAUGUUGCCUCAAGUGAUGUUAAGGGACUGGAUGAUGACACUGGAGCAGAGAAAGUAGAGAAGGCUGUCGUUGAUCUUAAGAAUGAUGCAGGUGCAGAUGCUAUUGAUACUGAGGUUGAAGUCCAAUCAACGGCGAAAACCACUGAUGAUGCAGUCCUUGCCGUGGAUGCUGCCGCAGAUUCAGGAAAUUCAGAGAGUGCUGCUGAAAGCUCUGUCCCUUCAGUUCCAGAUGAAAGCUGUGAGCCAAGCAGCAGUAACCAGGAUAUUGAGAUCGUUUCAGCUGUUAAUUUGGAGAAAACCUCAGCUAUGGAAGUUAUCCAGGAGAGAAAUUUCAAGGAAGUACCUGGUACACAAGUUUCUGGGAAUUCCCAAGAUUCCAAACGAGAGGGUUUGUCUGACUCACCAGAAAGUACAGAAAAUCAACAGGAACAUAAACUUGAUUCUGGUUCUGUAAAAGAUCAAGACCAGCUUGAGGAGGCUCAGGGUUUGUUAAAGAAUGUUGUCAAAACUGGUCAGUCGAAAGAAGCUAGGUUAGCUCGGGUCUGCGCUGGACUUUCAUCCCGCCUCCAGGAAUAUAAAUCUGAGAAUGCACAGCUAGAGGAACUUCUUGUUCAGGAGAGAGAGAAAUGUAGCUCGUAUGAAGCUCAUAUGAAGCAACUACAACAAGAACUGUCAAUGUCCAGAGUGGAAGGUUCGCGAGCUGAAUCUAACAUGGUGGAUGCUUUGACUGCAAAGAACGCUGAGAUUGAGUCUCUAGCUAAGUCACUGGACUCUUGGAAGAAAAAGGCAGCAGUUUCAGAAGAAAAGCUCGCAACUUUACAGGAAGAUAUGGAUGGUCUCAAGAGGAAUCGUGAACUUACUGAAACUAGGGUCAUCCAGGCUUUACGAGAGGAACUUGCGAUGGUAGAGCGCAGGGCUGAGGAGGAGCGUAUCGCACAUAAUGCUACAAAGAUGGCAGCUGUUGAGAGAGAAGUAGAAUUAGAGCAUCGAGCUGUUGAAGCAUCAAAUGCUCUUGCUAGAAUCCAGAGAGCUGCUGAUCAAAGUUCAUCUAGAGCAAUGGAAUUGGAACACAAGGUGGCUGUGCUUGAGGUUGAAUGUGCAUCAUUGCAACAAGAACUACAGGAGAUGGAAGCUCGUAAUCGCCGUGCUCAGAAAAAGCCUUCUGAAGAAGCUAAUCAAGUUAUCCAGAUGCAAGCAUGGCAGGAGGAGGUUGAGCGUGCACGCCAAAGCCAAAGAGAGGCAGAAACCAAGAUAUCAUCUUUGGAGGCUGAGUUACAGAAGAUGAGAGUUGAAAUGGCUGGGAUGAAACGAGAUGCAGAGCAUUAUUCCAGACAGGAGCACGUCGAACUAGAGAAGAGAUAUCGUGAGCUUACUGACUUGCUGUACCACAAGCAAACACAACUAGAAUCCAUGGCCAGUGAAAAAGCUGCACUUGAGUUUCAACUGGAGAAAUCAAUAAAACAGUUUCAUGAAGUGCAGAUGGAAGCAGAAAGGAGUAGAGUUGCUCGCAGAUCAGCAUCAUCAUGGGAAGAAGACGCUGAUAUCAAGGCACUAGAGCCUCUUCCUCUACAUCAUCGACACAUGGUAACAGCAAACCAGCAGUUACAAAAGGCUGCAAAGCUACUAGACUCAGGAGCUGUACGUGCGACUAGAUUUUUGUGGCGACACCCAGUUGCUCGAGUCAGCCUGCUAUUCUAUCUGGUGUUUGUGCACUUAUUCUUGAUGUACUUGUUGCACCGCCUGCAGGAUUUUGCAUCCAGAGAAGGACUGCCGUUAGCCAUGGGGGAGCUAGCCAAUUCAAAUUUGCCAUAAUCUUUGUGGUACUCCUAUUUCUUUCUGAUUCAAGCAUAGCUUCCUGGUGCCUGCUCUGUACGCACAAGGUCCCCCGCUGGUUUGAUGCAGUAUUAACCCCCCACAGUUUUUCCUUUCAUUGUUUCCUCCCCUUUUGUAGAGUAAUGCUCUUUCCUUCCAUGGGUUACCAUCCAUUCUUUUGCACUUCACGGGUUCAUUAUAUUGAUUACAGAAUGUACAAUCCUGUAUGGACAGCUUGACCAAAUAUACCAUGCAAUACAACCCACUUGAGCCGAUUCUUGCACUGCCAAAAUAAUAAGCAAACAUGUUGGGAUUCAUCAGUGCAUUGCACUGCACGACUGCCCAGCUGGUGUACAGUGAUUUAAGGGGCUGACCUGAUCAUAA